This is a messenger RNA of Postia placenta MAD-698-R-SB12, 729 nucleotides long. RefSeq lists its product as hypothetical. The record is from RefSeq and is a predicted model, not a curated record. Lineage: Eukaryota; Fungi; Basidiomycota; Agaricomycetes; Polyporales; Adustoporiaceae. Bases 1 to 729 code for a protein of 242 amino acids. The transcript has 5 exons.
AUGUCUGAGGGGAAACCCAUCUGUCAGCUGUCGACGGUUCAUCGAGGCGACGACACGAAGCUUAAGGCGAGCGCCUGCUCCGUCACCGGGACCGUCGCGGCACUGCGCCGCCUGAUCGCUCGCUUUGACCCGAUUGCCUUUUGUUCUCCUUGGGGAAAUGUGGAGACAAAGCGACGCCUCCUGCGGUCUCGUGAAGAGACCAUAGUCUUCGCUCUGGCAGCUGAUUCCAAGGGAAGAGGGAUCAGACUGACAGCCUUGCAGCGGGGGUUAGUUGGGGGCGUUGUAAGACACGCCACGGAGCCUGUGGUCCUCAAUUGGGAGGGCGACUUCAUCUGCGUCACGGUCCAGUUCGGUGGGUAUGGCUCCCAUAUGGGGGUCCGCGGGUGCACGCGACGAGAACAGCCCCCUGCAGGUUAUCCAAGGUCGCUGUCAAGAUACGGCAACCAGCCCCUCGCGCUUGACGAUUGCGUUCAAUAUCUUCUUAUCACCAUCAGUGCCACUCGUGUCACAUCGGCGCGUCUCCCGUCCUUGAUUCUUUAUUUCCGCUGGAACGAACAGCUGCAAGCCCUCAGCAGUCCACAUCUCAUGCUGGCCACACUCGACCUGCAGCCCAUAGCGCAAUUGACACGUGCAUGCUUGCGCGAUGUUGUGGACGAUGUGCCUCGUCCUUAUAUCAACCCGAUCAUUGUCGCACAUCCGGUGUCGCACCGAUGGUCAGACUUAACGUAG